Messenger RNA from Talaromyces proteolyticus, 1837 nucleotides. RefSeq names its product putative purine permease. Gene Ontology annotation, biological process: xanthine transport; transmembrane transport. Gene Ontology annotation, cellular component: membrane; fungal-type vacuole. The coding region runs from base 1 to 1749 and encodes 582 amino acids. The record is from RefSeq and is a predicted model, not a curated record. The transcript has 4 exons. Lineage: Eukaryota; Fungi; Ascomycota; Eurotiomycetes; Eurotiales; Trichocomaceae. Gene Ontology annotation, molecular function: xanthine transmembrane transporter activity.
AUGGAACCCUCACAGAAAGAAGCAAGCCUGCGUGCGGUAGCCGCUUCAGAACAUCCAGAUUCGUCAUCAACUUAUCAUGCUUCAACCUCGUUAUCGAGAUGGAGCUACUUGAAGCUUUACUUCUCAAGUCGCGAUGGCUGGAUAGGAGAUUAUGACUAUAUGUACCUCAUAACACCGAACAUCUGGCCACUGAAUAAAAAAUACAAAGAUUUUGAAACCCCUUUCUAUGGUCUCAAUGAUCAGGUACCGAUACUCCUCACUAUCAUUCUCGGUCUACAACAUGCUUUAACAUUGGUCGGUUCUGUGGUUUCGCCGCCGUUGGCUGUUGCUGACGGCGCGUUCUAUUUGAACCCUGCACAAACACAAUAUCUUGUUUCAGCGGCGUUUAUUACGACAGGAAUCGCCACUGCAUUGCAGGUGACUCGGCUACACAUCACAAAAACGUCGUUUUAUAUUGGUACUGGGCUAUUGUCAGUCGUAGGCCCAACGUUCGACAUUCUCAACAUAGCUUUCAAUUACACGAACAUGAGAUACGCCAAUGGAACCUGUCCAGUGGACUCGACGGGUGCAAAGUUACCUUGUCCAGAAGCAUGGGGCGCCAUGCUUGGAACCAUGUUGUGUACUGUAUGGAUCCAGAUUCUUAUGUCGCUAGUUCCGCCUAAACUUCUCAAUCGAAUUUUCCCCAAAAUCGUUACUGGCAGCCUUCUGGUUCUUGUGGGUGUGUAUUUAAUUGGUAAUGGAAUGGAGAACUGGGGAGGAAGUUCGAACUGUAACGGUGGUACGGGGUAUUAUGCUCUAUGCCCAAAUACUACUGCUCCCAAACCUCUACCUUGGGGUGAUCCGAAAUUAAUCGGACUCGGAUUCAGCGUUUUCAUAACCAUCAUUCUUGUGGAAAUUUUUGGCUCCCCCCUUAUGAGAUCCGCCUCGGUGAUCUUUGGUUUGGCGGUUGGCUGUAUUAUUUCUGGUGCUGCGGGAUACUGGUCAAGAGACGAGAUAGAUGCCGCUCCGAUUGCUACUUUCUUGUGGGUUCACACAUUCAAACUCUCGGUGGAUAGCGCGCUCGUCCUGCCAUUAAUGAUCAUGUUUGUCUGUGAAGCCGUCAGCUGCAUGCCAGACAUACUUGCUACUGCUGAACUUUCCGGUGUCGAUAUUGAUGGCACUGAGUUCAAUAGUCGUAUUCAAGGUGGAAUUAUGUGCGAUGGUUUGGGGAGUUUGAUCGCCGCCUUAGGUACUGGGUUGCCUAUGGUUAGCCAGGCCGGCAACAAUGGAGUAAUAUCAUUGACAGGAUGCGCAAGCCGACGUGCUGGUUGGUGUGCUUCAGCCUUCCUAAUUUUAAUGGGUAUAUUCGGCAAAUUCGGUGCUGUAUUCGGCUCCAUGCCGCCAUCGGUUCUUGGUGGAAUGCAGGUUUUUCUCUACAGCACAAUUGCCAUAGCUGGUAUACGUGUUCUCAGUCUUAUUGAAUUUACGAGACGAAAUAGAUUCAUUUUGACUGCUGCUCUAGGGAUCGGCUUUAUUGAUAUAGUUUCCCCGAAGUGGUUCUCACAGAUUCUUGACUAUACUGGGCCAAAUGUCAAUUUGCAGGGCUUCGAACAAGGGCUGAACUUGGUUGUUGAGACACCAUUCAUUAUUGCGGCACUGAUCGGGGUUGUGCUUAAUUUAGCAUUGCCAGAAGAAAAGAUGACGGCGAAGAAUGAUCAAAUACUUCCAUGGCAACGGCAACGGACUGAAGGUUCCCACUUGGACAUUUAAACUACAUGGUGAAUAAUAGAUAUUAAUACCAAAAUACUGAAUAAAGAUUCGACUUAGAAGCGGGUUCAAGUUAUAUAGUUCGCUGCUA